Molecule: messenger RNA, 5647 nt
Organism: Syngnathus typhle (broad-nosed pipefish)
Lineage: Eukaryota; Metazoa; Chordata; Actinopteri; Syngnathiformes; Syngnathidae
Gene: ephb3a
Product: eph receptor B3a
Exons: 16
Coding region: 346-3378 (1010 amino acids)
Biological process (GO): protein phosphorylation; cell surface receptor protein tyrosine kinase signaling pathway; axon guidance
Cellular component (GO): neuron projection; plasma membrane
Molecular function (GO): protein binding; transmembrane-ephrin receptor activity; ATP binding
Source: RefSeq, a predicted model, not a curated record
GCGUGGGCGGAGCCUUUCUCCUUGUUGGCCAGCGAGUUGCGUUCGCCGCUGCUGAUUGGCUACAGAGGUAAAAUUGCGCUCCUCGCAGGUCAGGUCUCCCUUCCAACCGCCCCCCCAAAGUCUCCUGCAUGUCGGUCCCUCCCUCCCUCUCCCCACACUCGCAGCCGGCUUCCCUGCACCAGCUGAAACGCUUGCACGUUUGUUUACUACGCCUUGAAAUGUGACAAACACUGUGGCUGGCGAUCUGCUGGAAUUAGCCGCUGUCUGCAAGCGAAGGAUUCCUUGAAGGCGGACGGGCGUGUUGGCAAUUUGGCUGGACAAGCUGUGGCGAGUCAACAUUUUGCCAUGAGAGUGGAUUUGUUUGCGCUCUUCGGCGUGAUGCUCAUCACUUGUUCAGCAAUGGAAGAAACUCUGAUGGACACUCGAGUGGCCACAGCAGAACUGGGCUGGACGGCGUAUCCUAACUCUGGGUGGGAGGAGGUGAGCGGCUACGACGAGAACCUUAACACCAUCAGGACGUACCAGGUGUGUAACGUCUUUGAGCCCAGUCAGAACAACUGGCUCCUCACCACCUUCAUCGAUCGGAGGGGAGCGCAGCGCAUCUACGUAGAGAUCCGCUUCACGGUGCGCGACUGCAGCUCCAUCCCCAACGUUCCCGGCUCCUGCAAAGAGACGUUCAACCUUUACUACUAUGAGUCGGACGCCGUCAUUGCCACCAAAGGAAGCGCAUUCUGGAUGGAGGCGCCCUACCUCAAGGUAGACACCAUAGCUGCCGAUGAGAGCUUCUCGCAGGUGGACUUCGGAGGGCGGCUCAUGAAGGUCAACACGGAAGUCCGCAGCUUCGGGCCGCUCUCCAAGACCGGCUUCUAUUUGGCCUUCCAGGAUUACGGUGCCUGCAUGUCUUUGCUGUCAGUCAGGGUGUUUUAUAAGAAGUGCCCGAGCGUGGUCCAGAACUUUGCCGUCUUUCCGGAGACCAUGACCGGCGCCGAAAGCACCUCCUUGGUUAUCGCCAGGGGGAUUUGCAUCUCCAACUCGGAGGAAGUGGAUGUUCCCAUAAAGCUGUAUUGUAACGGCGACGGAGAAUGGAUGGUUCCGAUCGGCAGCUGCACUUGCAAGGCGGGCUUUGAACCGGACAAUGGCAACGUGUGCCGAGCAUGCCCGCCGGGUACUUUCAAGUCCACGCAGGGCCCCGGUUUGUGUCUUCAGUGCCCUCCCAACAGUCGCUCCACUGCUGAGGCCGCCACCAUCUGUGUCUGUCGCAACGGUUACUAUCGUGGCGAUGCUGAUCAGCCAGACCAACCCUGCACUAGUGUCCCAUCCAGCCCAAGGAACGUCAUAUCCAUCGUCAACGAGACCUCCGUGAUCCUGGAGUGGCAUUCUCCCAGAGAGACGGGCGGCCGGGGCGACGUGGUUUACAACAUCUUGUGCAAAAAGUGCCAAGCCGUCCUGCGCGCCUGCUCCCACUGUGACGACAAUGUGGAAUUUGUUCCUCGUCAGCUGGGUCUGACCGAGACCAGGGUGUUCAUCAGCAACCUGCUGGCGCACACGUUGUACACUUUUGAGAUUCAGGCGGUCAACGGCGUCAGCAAUAAGAGUCCCUACCCGUCGCAGCACGUGUCCAUAGACAUCACCACCAACCAGGCUGCGCCCUCCAUUGUUCCCAUCAUGCAUCAGAUCAGCUCCACCAUGAAUAGCUUCACAUUGUCGUGGCCGCAACCGGAACAGCCCAACGGUAUCAUUCUGGACUAUGAGCUACGUUACCAUGAGAAGGACCACGCAGAGAUUAACUCCACCAUCCUGCGGAGCCCAACUAACACGGCACGAGUGGAUGCCCUGCGUUCGGGCACCGUAUACGUUGUACAGGUGCGGGCACGGACCGUUGCUGGUUUUGGCAAAUACAGCAGCAAGAUGUGCUUUCAAACCCUCACAGAUGAUGACUUCAAAUCGGAGCUGAGGGAGCAACUUCCUCUCAUUGCCGGGUCAGCUGCCGCAGGAGUGGUCUUCGUCGUUUCGCUGGUCGCCAUCUCCAUCGUCUGCAGCAGAUGGGUUAGGAAAAGGGUCUACACCAAGGAGGCGGUCUACAGUGACAAGCUGCAACAUUACAGCACAGGAAGAGAACUCUCUUUGCGAGCCGACAUGUCUAACUGCCCCUCGCCACUGGGCUGCCCGACCCACUUCUCAGGCUCCCCAGGGAUGAAGAUCUACAUCGACCCCUUCACGUACGAAGACCCCAACGAAGCCGUGCACGAGUUCGCCAAGGAGAUUGAUGUCUCGACGGUUAAAAUCGAGGAGGUCAUUGGCGCAGGUGAAUUUGGUGAAGUAUACAAGGGGCGCCUGAAGCUGCCCAAUAAGAGGGAGAUCUUUGUAGCCAUCAAGACCUUGAAGGCGGGCUACGUGGAGAAGCAGAGGCGGGACUUCUUGUCCGAGGCGUCCAUCAUGGGUCAGUUUGACCACCCCAACAUCAUCCGCCUGGAGGGAGUCGUCACUAAAAGCCGACCCGUCAUGAUUGUCACGGAGUUUAUGGAGAACGGGGCCCUCGACUCCUUCCUCCGGCAAAACGACGGUCAGUUCACAGUGAUCCAGUUGGUGGGAAUGAUGCGCGGGAUCUCGGCCGGCAUGAAAUACCUCUCCGAGAUGAACUACGUGCACCGAGACUUGGCCGCACGCAACAUUCUAGUCAACAGCAACCUGGUGUGCAAAGUGUCGGACUUCGGCCUGUCGCGCUACCUGCAGGAAGACACCUCUGAUCCCAGCUACACCAGCUCGUUGGGUGGAAAGAUCCCUGUGAGGUGGACUGCGCCGGAGGCCAUCGCAUACAGGAAGUUCACGUCCGCCAGCGACGUGUGGAGCUACGGCAUUGUCAUGUGGGAAGUGAUGUCAUUUGGUGAGAGGCCCUACUGGGACAUGUCCAAUCAGGAUGUGAUUAAUGCCAUCGAGCAGGACUACCGUCUUCCGCCGCCUAUGGACUGCCCAAGCGCCCUGCACCAGCUCAUGCUGGACUGUUGGCAGAAGGACCGCAACGUCCGGCCGCGCUUCGCAGACAUCGUCAGCACUCUGGACAAAAUGAUCCGUAACCCCACCAGCCUCAAAGCCGUCGCCAACAUCCCUGCAGUGCCUUCUCAGCCACUGUUGGACAGAUCCAUACCCGACUUCAACACCUUUAGCUCGGUAGAAGACUGGCUCAGUGCCAUCAAGAUGAGCCAAUACAGAGACAACUUCCUCAACUCAGGCUUCACCUCCCUGCAGCUGGUGGCUCAAAUGACCUCGGAGGACUUGCUGCGAAUCGGCGUGACCUUAGCCGGACAUCAAAAGAAGAUCCUCAGUAACAUUCAGUCCAUGAGGGUUCAGAUGAGACAAUCACCCACCGCUAUGGCAUGACUACAGGGGGCGCCGUGGCACGGAGCGGGCAGCGUUCGGAGGAGCACCAUCAGCCAGAGCCCUCCAAUGACCCCCAAUCCGUCGGAACGCGCCAGGGUCGAGACUGUCGUCUUAAUCUGAUCCGCACAAGGAGACCAGGGUCUACACUUCCACACUUGGAAAAUCCACACAGAGGAGUUCAGGGUCCACGCUUGACACUCAAGGAAGCCCAAGUUGUGCUUUUGACCGACCGGCCGGCCGGCCGGCCGACCGCACCAGGAAUUCCUAGUCCGAAUGGCUUGUUUGAUCUCGCUCAUCUGGACUCUUAGAAACAACAUGGGAUUCUAAUUUGUAUUUUUUCAACUCGUGUGCAAUGAAGAUGCCUUGACCUGGCCAGACUUCAGCGAAAGAAAAAUGAAAGUAAUCAGCAGGAGUUGUUACAGGGAUGUACAGUAGAAGCACUGGCGUCAUCUUUUAGCUUACAUUUUUCCUCUUUUGACCUCCGUAGCAAGAUAGCGCACUCUUGCUUUUAACACUACCUGUAGACUCGUGGGUGGCUUGGAGCCCUUGCCCGCGCUCAGAUCAUAUAAAUAUGUUUAUCACUCGCUGAAUAUGAUUAUAUCGUUCAUAAUAGACCUUCAUAUUGAAGGUGAUGCUCAUGAAUGUGUAUGUACAGGAUUCUCUGCUUGCAUUUUUGGCAACGACUGCUUGGACACAUGCAAUGUGUAGCUUCCCAUCAUCCCUUUUUAUGGACGGACUUUGGGAUUGGACAUCUUUUAGCUCCAGGGUCACAACUUGACUCUACGUGAUGGAUAUGUUUUAAAAAAAAAAAAAAACAAGUGAAGUAUUGGUAUUGUAGAGCGACAUGAAAAUUGCUGUGUAGGAGUUCCAAAAAAAAACAAAAAAAAAACAUUUUAUUGGAGAUCAUGUUUAAUGUGGGUGUGCACAUGCUGUCUCUCGCUGGUGAGCACUUGUACAGGUUUUUCUCUUUAUCCCUGGUGUUUGUUAGAAGUGCACCUGUCCACAACGCAGGAAGGAGGGAUGGCACCUCCUUGUUUUGGCCGCCCCCCACAUUCAUGGUGAGUGCCUGACAAUAUAUUAUUAUGAAGCUUCUAGUCUACAUUAGAGAGUGAAGGUUUUGCUGAGCGUGUCUCCAAAUGCUGCUUAAGGUUGGCAUAAAUACCUGCAGUGGGAUCCCAUUAGAAUGCAUUAGCACUCCAAUUGGGCUCAGUCUCAUCUGUUUGCUUUUGGAGACACGAGAGCCUGUGAAUGAGAUGAGUUUGAUUAUGCAAACACUAUAAUUCUAUUUUUGCCGCAUCCUCUGUCUCUGUCAGUAUCAAACUGUAAAUGGCAUUCGGUCGGUCGGUCGGUCUGUCGGUCGGGGCUGAUAAAUGCAGAGGCGGGGUCGCCGUCCCGCUCUGAAGCACCCUUCCAUACGGAGACCGUUGAGAGCUCGGUCUUGUUUUUUUUUGUUUUUUGGAUGAGGCCGUAAAGUGUUAGAAAGUGACCCUCUUUGUUGCUGAUUUCCCGCUUGUCUGAAAUGACAGAGACAAGGUUGACCUGAAUCGCACCCUCAAAUGGAGCUUUCUCCUUUUGUUUCUCCUCCAGACUCCAUAGAGCACAGGUGUCAAACUCAAGGCCCGGGGGCCAGAUACGGCCCGCCACAUCAUUUUAUGUGGCCCGCGAAGACAAAUUGUGCAUCAAAUUCGCGUCAUUACUAGAAUUGCAAAUUGUCUUCAUUUUUAGUAAUAUUUUUUUUUUUUAAUAUUUGACCAGUUAUUAUUCGUCUGAUUUGAAAGAGUUAUUUGUCAGUUUGUUUUGUAGCUUUUACUGUAUAUAAUAUGACAUUUAUUUGGGUUGACAGUCAUAAUGGCCCUCCGAAAGAAGCUAUGACUACGAUGCGGCCCGCGAAAAAAAUGAGUUUGACACCCCUGCCGUAGAGGCUUGCUACAUUUGCCGUUGUAGAUGAUUGCCAGAAAACCAAUCCCAACCUCACACCAUGCUCCGGUACGCAGUGGAUGAGCCCGUCCACAUUUGUUUAUUUGUGUAUGCGAGGAUGAGCGUGUGUUUUCGUGCGUGCGUGCGUGUGUGCCUGAUUCUGUACAGACAUUUAUACAGGCACAGGUACAUAGGAUAGGAUGCAUGGGGCGUCUCUCUUUAUUGGUUGGUUUCUGUAUAACUGCCACUUGUAAAUUGUACACGUAAAAGUACACGUCCAAGAGUUUGUAAGCUGUAACUUUCUGAAAAGCGUUGUACGAACAUGCACAUAAUAAACGCCUUGACAAAACAA